Messenger RNA from Aspergillus candidus, 4276 nucleotides. RefSeq lists its product as uncharacterized. Gene Ontology annotation, cellular component: cytoplasm. Lineage: Eukaryota; Fungi; Ascomycota; Eurotiomycetes; Eurotiales; Aspergillaceae. The transcript has 3 exons. The record is from RefSeq and is a predicted model, not a curated record. Gene Ontology annotation, molecular function: ATP binding; ATP-dependent chromatin remodeler activity. Bases 344 to 3967 code for a protein of 1207 amino acids.
CUUUGACUCUCCUACGACGGAGUGAUCUCUCCUUCUUUCAUAUGUCUACCCUUUGAUGGUACUGCAGACAAUCAAUUUUCCCCGCCAAGAAACGAUCUUCCGAUCUCACGAAUCUCAGCCGCCUCGACGUGUAUCUUCCUCUUCCCCCGAUAGCGCUUGGACAUCUUCCAUUCCGCCCCUCUUGAGGCCACACCUUCGGUCCUCUGUCUACCUGCUUAGUCUACUUAUUGACUAUCGACUAUAUCAUUCGCUGUAUCCAUUUCCGCCGGAUUCGAUCGCUACGUUCAGUGCAACGGCCGUCGGGCCUGAGGCGAUAAGCUAGACCCGACUCUAGCGCGAACAGAUGGCGUCUCCCACCUCCCCGUCCAUGGACGAAAUCCUGGACGAUAUCGAGCUCAACCAUGUCAUCCUGCAGAGUCUAGACGAGGAGCGUCCAGAUGCUGUCGAGGACCGACAAGAUAUCGUGAAUACCAUUCGGAAUCUUGAGGCUCGCCUGGCUGAGCUCCGCGGCGAACCCCGACCUUCAGGAAGCCGCCCCCCGUCCCCGCCGUUUCAUCAGUCCUCCGGGGACCCGGACUUGUCGCGAUCGCAACUGGAUGGAAGCGUUGACCAUGGUCAUCGAAUCGUCGUUAGUCCUCCGCACGGCCGGUCCGCCAUGUCACCGCCGCCGCGACCAGGGCCACCGGGCCAGGGAACCACGACCGUGUUACACUCGUUGGGCUCGUCGUCCGCCCACAAGCGCCCCCAUACCCCCGAGACCGAUGCGUCCGACGACACCGAUGACCUCGAACGACCCCCUCCCAAGCGAACGCUACUGAGCAGACCCUCCCCGCGACCGAAUUCCGGCGAUCUGCCGGACCCGAGCUUCUCGAGAGAGGCGUCCGCAGAGUCCCAGACCGAUGAUUCUCUAAUGCAGCUCCUGAACCUGAGCGGCAGCGAUCUACAGGCGCUGGAAGAGACGCAGAAAGAACUGGAACGGGAUAUUCAGAGGCGCAAGGAGCAAGAACGGCAGGACGAAGAACUCGCCCGCAAGUUUGAGCAAGGUUAUUGGGAGCCGCCAUCGUCAAGCCAGAGUACUCCCUCCCACUAUUCCGACUCGCCGCUACCCAGUUGGCCCCAGCAGACCAACCCCGUCAGUACGAUGGAUCGACAUCCAUAUCCCUACCGUCCCUACCCGAACCCGAGCCUACCGAACCCGCCACCCAGGCACGUGGAGCCGUCCGCCUUGCACUCAAUGGGCCCAUCGAACUCUCAGCGUCCGGCGCCCAUCUACCUGGCCGACAGUGACGAUAGUGAUAUUGCGGAGAUCACAGCGGGUGAUUUCCGGAGAAAUGCGCCCCCGCAGAUGGCUCGGAUGACCGACCGCCCGACCCUGCCGCCUCUCCCGGCCCAGCCCUCCCAUCCGCCGUAUAAUAAUACUUGGAUGAACAGCUUUCGGAACUUUUCCAGUCUUCCCAGUCUUCCCAAUCCCUACGCGUCGCUGGGCGGUCCGUCUAGGCCGGGUCCGGGGGAUAUGAGAGGCUCGACUCCCAUGUUUGGUCCCCACGUCUUGCACAGUACCAUGGCGAGGCUCAAUCAAGGGAAGCAGAUGCUCGAGGAUGCCGGCAGGUCCGCCAUGGCCGAUUUGAACAAAUUGUUCCCAAAUUCCAGAGUGGCCCCGUAUGACCUGUCCAGUGACUACGAGGUGCCAACCUAUUUCUGGGACAAGCUUGAGGAUGGCGUCGAUCCCAAAAAGGUCAACGAAGAGAUCAAGCAAUUGCUGGAGACCAUCCGACCGGAUUCGGAGAUUGACUUGAAGAACCGCGAAGGCACCCCCGAGGCGCUGAAGUUGAAUCUGCUGGAGCACCAGAAGCUGGGCCUGUCGUGGAUGAAAACCAUGGAGGAGAACGAGCAGAAAGGCGGGAUCCUAGCCGACGACAUGGGUCUUGGGAAGACGAUCCAGGCCAUCGCCCUCAUGGUGUCUCGGCCGUCGACCGACCCGGACCGGAAGCCGACCCUCAUCGUUGCGCCCGUCGCGCUGCUCCAUCAGUGGAAGCGUGAGAUUGAGAGAACUCUGCGGCCGGGGAAGCACCAGCUGAAAUCCUACGUCCUGCACGGGGAGCGGCGCACCAUGGCGUUCCGGGACCUGAAGCACUACGACGUGAUCCUGACCACCUUCGGGACCCUGUCUUCGGAGUUGAGGCGUCGGGAGAAAUACGACGAGCUCCACGCGUCGGGGACUACUGGUGAAGCCCAGGCUAAAGACAUGCUGAAGUCGAUGCCGUGCCUUGGUCCGAGCAGUAAGUGGCAUCGAAUUAUCAUCGACGAGGCGCAGUGCAUCAAGAAUCGGCACACCAAGGCUGCCCUUGCUUGCUGCAGGGUGAAUUCUACUCACCGCUGGUGCAUGACUGGGACUCCGAUGAUGAAUAAUGUCGAGGAACUGCACUCGUUGUUGAAAUUCUUACGCAUUCGCCCGUACAACAGUCUAGAAAGAUUUACAAAGGACUUCACCCGCCCCUUGAAGAGCGGCAGCAACGAUGCACGUGACAAGGCAAUGAGACAGCUGCAGGUGUUGCUCAAGGCAGUGCUCCUGCGGCGGACAAAGGAGUCCAAGAUCGACGGCAAGCCCAUCCUGCAACUGCCACCGCGGGUAUCCGAAAAGGUCCACGCCGUAUUCAGCGAAGACGAAUUAGAACUAUACCGAUCUCUCGAGACCAAAACCCAGCUACAGUUCAACAAAUACCUCGCGGCAGGCACCGUGGGCCGGAACUACUCCAACAUCCUCGUUCUACUCCUGCGCCUCCGACAGGCCUGCUGCCAUCCGCACCUGAUCAGCGACUUCAGCGUCCAGGUCAAUGCGAUUACCGACGAGGUGGACCUCAUCGCGAACGCCAAAGCAUUCGGCAGCGACGUGGUCAUUCGCCUGAAGGAUAACGACGACCUGGAGUGUCCAUGCUGUAUGGAUGCGGUCGACAACCCGCUCAUCUUCUUCCCCUGCGGCCACAGCACCUGUGCCGAAUGCUUCUCCCGCCUCUGCGACCCGGCGCGGGCAGUGAGCCAGGGGCACGACGGUUCGGUGGAAGCCAGGUGUCCCAACUGCCGCAGAAAUGUCGACCCCAAGAAGAACACCGACCACGUCUCAUUCCGCAAGGUCCACUACAACGAGGGACCUGAUGACCUGGAACAGCCGGAACCCGCUCAAGCAGCCGACGAAGAGCCCAGCGAUGACGACAGCGACGACGACGACGACGACGACGACAGCGGCGGCGGCCUAUCCCGCUUCAUCGUCGACGACGACGGCAAAGCCGGAAGCAGCACGGGCAAAACCAAAAGCAAGCGCAAAGGCAAAGCGCCCAUAAAAACGCAAAAGAAAACCAUCGCCGAGCUCAAAAAAGAAGCCUCAAAGAACCAAAAAUCCAAACGCAAGUACCUCCGCCGCCUCGAAAAAACCUGGGUCCCCAGCGCCAAAAUCGACAAGACCCUCGAAAUCCUCGAGUCCAUCCACGCUGGCGAAGCCGGCGAAAAAACCAUCAUCUUCAGCCAGUUCACCUCCCUGCUGGAUUUCCUCGAAGUGCCCAUCAUGCGGCGCGGGUGGGGCUACAAACGCUACGACGGCAGCAUGAAGCCGGCAGACCGCAACACCGCCGUGCUCGAGUUCACGGAUGACCCUAACUGCCGCGUGAUGCUGGUAUCCCUGAAAGCCGGCAACGCGGGGUUGAACCUCGUCGCCGCGUCUCAGGUUAUCAUCUUCGACCCGUUCUGGAACCCUUACAUCGAGGAGCAGGCUAUCGACCGCGCGCACCGCAUCGGCCAGCAGCGGAAGGUCCAGAUCCAUCGCAUUCUGGUCGAAAGUACCGUCGAAGAUCGCAUCCUGGAGCUGCAGGAUAAGAAGCGCGAGCUGAUUGAGGGCGCACUGGACGAGAACGCUUCGAAGAAUGUUUCGAGGCUGGGGACGCGUGAGCUUGCUUAUUUAUUUGGCGUUCACUAAUGACUUUAUCAUUCGCCUGCUUUCACCUUACUUACUUUCUUCUUUUCGUUGCCACGGCGUUCUCUCUCUUCUCUAUCGAAUCCCGGAAAAUGGUCUUUGCUGCAACCUUUCAAGAUACCCCAUCCAUGUCUCUCUUAUUCCCUAGUUACCAUACCCUGUUUAUACCAAUGGUGUACCCGUUUGUUUGUUUUUUCUCGUUGCUCUAGUCUACUUUCUCAUUCUAACCUGUUCAGGUGCAAUUUUUCAGAUUUUACUUUUUUUAAAGCGAAAUAGAAAUACAAGUGGGGGUAGAUUAUCAUGCAAUAAAAC